Messenger RNA from Ricinus communis (castor bean), 2291 nucleotides. RefSeq lists its product as uncharacterized. The transcript has 10 exons. NCBI's taxonomy places the organism in Eukaryota, Viridiplantae, Streptophyta, Magnoliopsida, Malpighiales, Euphorbiaceae. The record is from RefSeq and is a predicted model, not a curated record. Bases 324 to 2144 code for a protein of 606 amino acids.
ACGCUAAGCAAAAUCCAAAAUUGCCAACUUCAGCGCUCUUUCUUUGCACUUAUCUAAAGUCUUGCCUUAACCCACAUCUCUCUCACCCUCUGAAAGCUCCUUCUCAUCUCCUCUCAAUCCCCAAACUUAAGCAUUCCUUUCUCUUGCUGAUCAACGAAUCAAAUCUCGACACUUCUUUAUUUCUAAGCCACCAGCAGCAGCAGCAGCAGCAAGUCACUCUUCCUUUAGGUCUAAGCCAACUGGGUAUCUUAUUUUUCUGUCAUUACCUUUUACUUCUUGGCCAUUCCUUUUUGUUGUUUUAAUGCCUCCCUCAGGUGUUGAGAAUGGUAGUUGGAGCUACAGUACUGCAUACAAACAUAUCCUUCAUGGCAAGUAAGGGUAAUAAUUUGCAGGCCAAUUUGAGUGUGCCAUUGGAUAUUAGAAGAAAGAAGAUUAGUGGGCAAGAAAAAAGAGAGGCACUUGAAAGAGAGGUAUCUGCCCUACAGAAAAUGCUGAAACAAGAAGAAAAGGUGCAUGAAAUCUUGGAGCUUUUACAAAAAAAGAAUGAAGGGUCUGGCUUCUCUAUCCCAAACUUCCUCCCUCCCAAGGCAAAGGAGCUCCUAGCAGAAUUAGCCAUGACUGAGAGUGAGAUAAUUCGACUAGAAGCUCAAAUAAGCCAACUCAAACUAGGUUUGAGACGUGAACAAGAAAUUAUGAAAGAGACAAAAUCAAAACAAUGGCAACCUAGAAAUACAGACAACCUUCAAAGCCAUUUCUGGAGUACAAUGCCAAGCCCUUUACACAGAGGUGUUCAAGAAAAGAUGGGAUUUGAGACCAAGGCAUUGCAUUUCAUAAGUAAAGCAAUUAAAGGUGACUACAUUGCUAAUGACUUUACUCUGAAUGACAAAACUGGAAGUUCAAAAGUAGAAUUUCCUCAUCACAAAGAACAUCAAUUCCAUGAAGAGGUUAGCAAGUUUCAGGAUCGAAUUCCAAAAAAAAGUGGAUUGCUGAAGUCUCCUUCGCCUUUGCGAGACCUUAGACAUCCGUCACCUAAGCUGCGAGAGAGGCAAGUGGAAUUUGCCACAGAUCUCUUGCCAAAAUCACUAUCUAAUGCAAUUCUAUCAGAAGAGAACAAUGCCCAGCAGUUCCAACCCAACAAGCUAUCAGAGAAUAUCAUGAAGUGUUUGAACUUCAUAUACGUUAGGUUACUAAGAACAUCAAGAGCAAUGGAACUAGAGAAGUCAGGCCCAAUUUCUAGGUCAUUGCAAGCUUCUUUAAGUUUCAGGACUGACACUAGCUCAAACUCCAAGACAAACCUUAUGUUACAAAGAGAAUCAAGGCAACAGGAUCCAUAUGGAAUCUUCAAUUCAGAAGAGUCUAUUCCAAGGGAUAUUGGUCCUUACAAGAACUUGGUCAUUUUCACAUCAAGCUCUAUGGACCCAAAAUGCAUUUCAAGUUCAAGUUCUAUUCCUUUGCUACGACGACUAAGGGUCUUGAUGGACAAUCUGGAGACUGUGGAUUUGCGAUUCUUAACUUACCAUCAGAAACUAGCUUUCUGGAUCAACAUGUACAAUGCUUGUAUCAUGCAUGGUUUUAUUCAAUAUGGAGUACCUUCAACUCCAGAAAAAUUGUUGACAUUGAUGAACAAGGCAACUCUAAACGUUGGUGGCAACACAAUUAAUGCUCAGGCUAUAGAGCAGUAUAUUCUGAGGAAGGCAACUUCUUCUAACAAGAUUCAUCAGAAGAGCGAAACCGAUGAUAAAGAAGCCAUUGUUCGUAAGCUUUGCGGACUUGAAUUAAUGGAUCCUAACGUCACAUUUGCUCUAUGUUGCGGAACCCGUUCUUCUCCAGCUGUAAGAGUAUACACAGGAGAUGGUGUUAUAGCCGAGCUAGAGAAAUCCAAGCUAGAAUACUUGCAAGCAUCUAUUAUAGUGACUAGCACAAAAAGAAUUGCAUUCCCAGAACUUCUGCUUAGGAACAUGCUUGAUUUUGCUCCAGACACGAACUCAUUAGUGGAAUGGGUUUGUCAUCAGUUGCCUACAUCUGGGUCAUUGAGGAAAUCAAUUGUGGAUUGCUUCAGGAGCCAUAAUAGUGGCAAAGUCACCUCCAUUUCUGUUGAGAAGAUACCCUAUGACUUUGAGUUUCAGUAUCUGUUGGCAAUAUAGACUUUUGGGUAAUAAUUGUUCUCAAAUAUUUUUUUACAAUUUAUAUUUAGCUCUUGUAUUUUCCAAUAAUUUACUGGAAAGUUUUAUAUCAACUACAAUGUACAUAACCACUUGGAGAGUGACAAUAAUAAAAUAUAUUAUAUGCUC